Saccharomycopsis crataegensis is the source of this 621-nucleotide messenger RNA. It is a transcript of the gene TAF3, whose product is annotated as Taf3p. The transcript has 2 exons. Lineage: Eukaryota; Fungi; Ascomycota; Saccharomycetes; Ascoideales; Saccharomycopsidaceae. Bases 1 to 621 code for a protein of 206 amino acids. Gene Ontology annotation, molecular function: protein heterodimerization activity. The record is from RefSeq and is a predicted model, not a curated record.
AUGGCUGACUCUUCGCAGUUCUUUUUCAGUAUUCUAAGAGUGUCAAUAAUACAGAUACUUCGAUCAGUGGGAUUUGAUCGUUGUUCCAACCGUGUAAUCGAUAUUUUGACUGAUCUUUACAUUCGACGACUCUCUCAACUUGCCCUUGAGUGCCAACAACUAGCAGGAACCAGUGAUCGGCUUGAAGUGGAAGUGCAGGAUGUUGCCCAAACCAUGGUGAAUUAUCAAGUGAUACGGCCAGGCAAAUAUAUCGACCCUUACGAUACCAGUGUGGAGAAUUAUUUGGGAAUGAAGAAUUUCAUUGGGUGGUUGAAAAGCGAUGAUUUCACCCGGACUAGAAAAGUCGGCUUGCCCAGCGAUGCCAUGAUGCAACAAUUAAUCAAGGAUAACAAUAGAAAUGAGGGUACUUUUAUUGAAGAAGGUUUCACCAGCGCCGAUCAAGAUAAUAUGAAUUGGUUUAAGUACUUGUUGAUGACUCAGCUGAAGAUGGAGUACGAUGAAAAAGUAAGGUUGACGGUGCUAGGCCAAGAUGCAGAAGGAGAUCAAGACGAAGAUACCCAUGUAAUAUUGGGACCCACGCCGGAAUAUUUAGUUGAGGUCUUACCGGGAAGAAUCGGAUGA